CAAAGGGUGGGAGGCUGGGUCUGACUUGCCCCUAGCCUUCAGCCAGCACGGACCCGGAGACCCUAAAAUCCCUGGGCGUGUAUGGGGUGGGGGAAGACUGCGGCGUGAUUGGUGCGGCGGCCUGCGCCGGAAGUGAGCGGCUGGCAGCCGGGAGCGGGGGGAGGGAGCGGCGGCGGCCGCGGCGGCGUGAGUCAGUCAGUCAGCAGUUUGUCAGACCGGCCGUCCCUCAGUCCGUUGGUCAGUCGGUGGGUCGGUCGGUCCGUCCUCGUGUAACCUGCCCUUCCCCCCCAUAGAGGUUUGCGGCUUCAGGAUUCCCGGCGGGGCGGGUGCCGCCGCGGCCCGGGAGGGGGCGUGUGUUGUGUGUCUGUGUGUGAGUGUGAGAGGGAGACACAGAGAGGGGGCUCUGUGGCCGGAGCCUCUUUUCGCCGCACUCCCUACUUAGCCAUCCGGCCGGUCACAGUCACGCAGCCCUCGGGGCGGGAGCAGCAGCUGCAGCUGCAGCAGCGGGAAGAAGCAGCCAAGCCCAGCCCGGCCCAGCCGCCGCAGCGAUGGAGCAGUUAUCAGAUGAAGAACUUGACCAUGGUGCUGAAGAAGACAGUGACAAAGAAGAUCAGGAUCUGGACAAGAUGUUUGGGGCUUGGCUUGGGGAGCUAGACAAACUUACACAGAGUUUGGAUACUGACAAGCCAACAGAACCAGUAAAAAGAUCUCCUCUUCGUCAGGAAACAAACAUUGCCAAUUUUUCUUAUCGCUUCUCCAUGUACAAUUUAAAUGAAGCUUUGAAUCAGGGAGAAACUGUGGAUUUGGAUGCCUUGAUGGCUGAUCUAUGCUCUAUAGAGCAAGAACUAAGUAGCAUUGGAUCUGGAAACAGUAAACGUCAAGCCAUAGAAACAAAACCUGUUCUGAAAUUACCUACUAGCCGACAUACCUUGAAACAUGGCACCCUGAAAGGAUUGUCCUCUUCAUCUAAUAGGAUAACUAAGCCUUCACCUGCCAACUACUCCUUGGAUGACAUUACUGCACAAUUAGAACAAGCUUCUCUCAGCAUGGAUGAAGCUGCUCAGCAAUCCAUAAUGGAAGAUGCCAAACCUCUGGUGAUUAAUCAGCAUAGGAGAACAGCAUCAGCAGGUACAGUGAGUGAUGCUGAAGGUCGUUCUGUUAGCAAUUCAUCUCGUUCGAGCAUCACUUCUGCAGCUUCCAGCAUGGAUUCUUUGGAUAUUGAUAAAAUGACCCGGCCUCAGGAACUAGAUCUGACACAUCAGGGGCAGCCAGUUACAGAGGAAGAACAGGCAGCCAAAUUGAAGGCAGAGAAGAUAAGAGUGGCCCUGGAGAAGAUUAAAGAAGCCCAAGUGAAGAAGCUUGUAAUUAGAGUCCAUAUGUCUGAUGACAGCUCUAAAACAAUGAUGGUAGAUGAGAGGCAGACAGUGAGACAAGUAUUGGAUAACUUGAUGGACAAGUCACACUGUGGCUAUAGCUUAGAUUGGUCACUAGUAGAAACCAUCUCUGAAUUACAAAUGGAGAGAAUCUUUGAAGAUCAUGAAAACUUAGUUGAAAAUCUUCUAAACUGGACAAGAGAUAGUCAAAACAAGCUUAUAUUUGUGGAACGUAUAGAAAAGUAUGCACUUUUCAAAAAUCCUCAGAACUAUCUUCUGGGGAAAAAGGAAACAUCUGAGAUGGCAGACAGAAAUAAAGAAGUGCUUUUGGAGGAAUGUUUUUGUGGGAGUUCUGUGACAGUCCCAGAACUUGAAGGAGUGCUGUGGCUGAAAGAUGAUGGCAAGAAGUCUUGGAAAAAACGUUAUUUUCUCCUGCGAGCUUCUGGUAUCUAUUAUGUUCCUAAAGGAAAAGCAAAGGUUUCUCGGGAUCUUGUGUGCUUUCUUCAGCUGGACCAUGUUAAUGUUUACUAUGGACAAGAUUAUCGGAACAAAUACAAAGCACCUACAGACUAUUGCUUAGUCCUAAAGCACCCACAAAUCCAAAAAAAGUCUCAGUAUAUCAAGUAUCUUUGUUGUGAUGACGUUAGAACUCUGCACCAGUGGGUAAAUGGAAUCCGAAUUGCAAAGUAUGGAAAACAGCUCUACCUGAAUUACCAAGAAGCUGUAAAGAGAACAGAGUCAGCCUAUGACUGGACCUCCUUGUCCAGUUCCAGUAUCAAAUCUGGAUCAAGUUCUUCUAGUAUACCAGAGUCUCAAUCAAAUCACUCUAAUCAGUCUGAUAGUGGAGUUUCUGACACCCAGCCAACAGGGCAUAUUCGUUCCCAAAGUAUUGUGAGCUCUAUCUUUUCAGAAGCUUGGAAACGAGGGACUCAAUUGGAAGAAUCCAACAAGGCCAGAAUGGAGUCUUUGAACCGACCCUACACUUCACUUAUGGCCCCUUUAUCCCCACAAACUAAGACAGUCGCCCCCUACACAGCUUCCCAGCCUUCCCCCCCACUACCCCCCCCUCCACCUCCACCUCCACCACCCCCACCCCCUCCGCCCCCCCCUCCGCCCCCUCUCCCCAGCCAGGCUGCACCUUCUUCGGUUUCCGCAGCCACCAUGUUUGUCAAAUACAGCACCAUCACGAGGCUGCAGAACGCUUCCCAGCACUCCGGAGCUCUCUUCAAGCCCCCAACGCCCCUGCUCACACAGCCGCCGGCCUCCCAGGCAGGAAAACCUCAACUGUUGGUGCCUCCUAACGGGGUGGUGCCCCCGCCUCCGCCCCCACCCCCACCUCCCACCCCAGGAUCCGCUAUGGCUCAGCUAAAGCCUGCCCCAUGUCCCCCCGCAGCCCCACAGUUCAACCCUCCUCCUCCCCCCCUGAAAAUCCAUCAAGUACAGCAGGCCCUCAUUCAGGCUACUCCUCCUGCUCCCCCACCCCCGCCUCCUGUGCCCGCCCCCCCACCUCAGGCCCCCCCAAAGCCCCUGGUGACUCUGCCACCAAGCAGCACCAAAACCGCCUCACCCACUGUGACUCAAGCCCCGCUCUUUGCUCCCACCCCUCCUGUGCCCCCAGCCAAAAAGCAGCCAGUUUUUCCCAUUCCCCAGAUUCCCCAAUCCCCGCCUGCCCCAUCUGCUCCAGUUCCCCCCCCAACAUUGCCCAAACAGAGCUUCUGUGUCAAACCCCCUCCUUCUCCCCAGUCUCCGGUGCCAGUGCAGGUGCCGUCUGUGGUGAAGCAGAUAGCCAGCCAGUUCCCGCCCCCCCCUGCCCCUCCUCCAUCGGAGCCUCCACCUCUAAAGCCUGCACCCUCGGGCUUGACACCCCAAUCGCCCCCUGCCGUGAAAGCCAAGCCCAAGUGGCAGCCCAGCUCCGUGCCGUCCCCCGACUUUCCUCCUCCGCCACCCGAGAGCAUCCUUGUGUUUCCUCCUCCACCAGCAGCGACUGCCGGGGUCCCUCCCACCCCUGAGAAAAUUGGCUCUCCGGUCAAAAAGACCAGCAAGACUUCUAGCCCCGGCGGGAAGAAACCUCCCCCCACGCCACAGCGCAACUCCAGCAUCAAAUCGAGCAGCUGUGCUGAAUAUCAAGAGUCUAAAAGACCUUCCGUGGACAGCCUCGUUAGCAAAUUUGCACCCCCGUCGGAACCUUCAGGGUCUCCCAACAAGGAGGUCCCAGCACCUCCCGCAGCUCCGCCAAAGCCCGGAAAACUUCACCUCUCUGGAGUCAGUCUCCCCGUGGUCCUCCCACAAGGAGGCGGCGCAGCAAAGGCUGCUGUGGCUGGGGGCCCUGGGAAGGACCCGGUGGUGGAGUUUCCUUCUCCUCCUUCAGAUUCUGACUUCCCGCCUCCUCCCCCCGAGAUAGAGCUUCCUCUGCCCCCCCUAGAGAUCCCGGCGGUGUUUUCGGGGAGCGCCCCCCCCAGAGUGGCCGUGGUCAACCCUCAGCCUCAGCCCUGGUCCAAAGCGUCCGUGAAGAAAGCCCCUCCGCCCACGCGGCCCAAGCGCAACGACAGCACCCGCCUGACCGAGGCCGCCGAGCCGCAGCCCGCCGCUCCGGUCACGCCCCAAGGGCCCACCUCUCCCAAGUCUGGCCUCAGCGUCCAGCCCGGAUUCUUGGCCGACUUAAACAGGACACUGCAGCGGAAGUCCAUCACUCGGCACGGCUCCCUCUCUUCUUCCCGGAUCUCCAGAACAGAGCCGACGGCCACCAUGGAUGACAUGGCCCUGCCGCCUCCCCCCCCGGAACUGCUCUCCGACCAGCAGAAGCUCGGCUAUGGGGGGAGCCACAUCUCAGGCUAUGCAACGUUGCGGAGGGGGCCGCCUCCCGCGCCCCCUAAGAGGGACCAGAACACCAAGCUCUCAAGGGACUGGUAGCCACUCUGGGAUUCAGGGUCGUUCUUCAGGCCACUGAUCUAACCUAGAAAUUGGGGUGUUCGUCACCUCCCGUGUGAUCGUGAUCCAAACGGUAUCCGGCCGUAGCGAAGGGUAACUGUGUGCGUCCCCCGUCCCCAUACUUAGUCCAAAAGAGGGUCGUGUGUUCGGGUGGGAUGUGUGUGUCUUAGCCCUUGUUCUUUUUUUCUUUCACGUGGAUUGGACCAAAAACCUUUCUUACUUUUCCGCAUUUGAGGUAUUUUGUAGUGUCUGUCCAUGUGCAAUGAGAUGCCGUUUGUGCAUGUUUUAUAAUCUAUAUUGAGUAGGUUUAUAACGGGACAUUUCUCACAAUUAAAAAAGAUGACCAGAAUGUCUAGUUGCUCUAUCUAGACUGCCUGAAUCUUCUCCAUGUGAGGCACAGGGAAGGGGCCGUUUCAAGCCAGGACAUGCAGCUCAGCACCUAGACUAAGUGACAACGUCUGAGACGAUGGCUUAGAAAAGACGUGAUACAACCAAAGCGUUCUGGCUAUAGAAAUGACUUCAUGAUCUGGAGUCACCAGUCUCUGCCACAGGCAGGCUUGUAGAAUGUGGCAUUUGGUCCUUGAUAAAUAACCUUUGACUUGACCAAGAGUACGAUUUGUCCCCCUUCCUUGAGUUUGAAGAAGCUCUUAAUCCAGUUUUAGUUCCAUGUUUCUUUGUUUUGAUUCACUACGAUAUUCCUGUCUAGUACUGACCAUCUAAUGAUGUCCCUCUGUUCCUUGCUGUGUGUCAUUCGUGGCUAUACGGAUUGUGACACUCAUUAUACAAAUAUCACUGCUAGAAGACAUCACUGCCCCGAAAACAUCUCUGGGGGAGAAUAAAUAUCUGUUUGUGCUGCUUUCCCUGGUAGGAGUGACGAGUGGGACUCUUUCUUGGAAAGUUCAUCAUAGGAUAGCCCAUGCUUUUGGCUUCUACGUCUUUGUCCUGUUCAGCAUUAAUGAAUGCAUAAAUCCACAAAGGCAUUUAUAAAUUUUUUUUUAUAUCUUAUAUGGAACUUGAAAAUAUCCUCAGAUCAGAAGAGGAAAAGGGGGGAAAACCACAAAUCAGAAUAAUGCAAUUUUAGAAAUUAUACCAGCUUAUCCAACUACCAGAUAUUGAUUGAAAUUUCAAAUGAGAAGUCCUUGAUAUUUAUCACCUGUUGUGCAUGUGCAGCACAGCACAAAAUCAUGGUGGAACAACUUGAGGUCCAGGGCUGUUUUCCUAGUUUGUCAACUUUUAUUGGCAAGGGUGCGGCUGGGGAGGGGGGGGGGGGCAUCAGGAAUCCUAUCUUGUCACCUUUAUCAGGGUGCCUGGGAGAAGCUGCUUUACCCAGAAGGCUGUGACUGCCUGGUAAACAUGAGCAGAUGAGUCCAUGAUAUUGUAAACGUGUCAAGACCUGUAACUAAGGAGGAGAGAAUCCAUGUAAAUACAUCCUUUGGGAAUAAGAAAAGAUUGAAUCUAGUGUAAAUUUUUCCCUCCUUAGAAAGCAGUAUAAGCCCUAAAGAGAGAGGAAGCAGCACCUCCCUAUAUCACCUCAUCAUUCUCCUGUGUUAAUAUAGUUUGAGCAAUAAGACCAUUGUGCAUUUUAAAGCCAUGCUACUUUAAAAAGCACUUGUUUGUAUUUUCAAUUGUUUCCAAAAUUUCCUGUUUUUACAUUUGUGUGCUUAUGAAGUGUCCUUAAAACAUUUGCAUUGUUGAUUCUGAAGCAUACCCUGGUUUAGCCAGCUAACACCACCUUCUAAAAGGUUAAGAACUAUGCUACUGUCCUUGGGUGCUGCUGUCAUUUUCCACAGCCUUCUACCUGCAGUUUUGUAUUUUAAGGAACACCCACCCAACCCACCUCUUCUUUGAAGCAGAAAUAGUAAGAAUCCGUAUCCAGAUAGCAGUGUUCGGUGCUGGGUUUAGCUUUGUUGAACUUUCAUGAAGUUUGACAGGAUUGUUUUUCCCUGUGAAAAAUCAGAUCUCUUCUUUCCUCCCUGGGGCCUUCAAAGUUUUUCUAAGAAAAUUACAGUUUAGACGAAGUUCUUAAGGAAUAUAUUCAUCAUUCCCUUUUAGAUCGGUUAGGAUUCCUAGCUUUUUUCCAUAUAAUAGUGGAGCAGUCCAAGACCUCCAAUGAGGGCCAACAAUUGGUCAUUUUCUUCAAGAACAAGGACCCUUUGAAUGAACACUAAUGGAGUUUUUGGGAGACAGAAAUGAUGCUACAGACCUUUGAUAAGGAACACAUUGCAGCAAGGAAUGAAGAAAUGUUUUUUUUAAAGCACUGGCAGUCUUGGUUGGACUAAGAACCAUUUCUGUCUUGGGGGGGAUUAUAUAUAUAUAUAUAUUACAAACUGAUUUAAGUUUGUGUUUUCUUAUGUGGAUAUUAGGAAACAAUGGAAUUAAAACCAAAAUGAAAGUCACAGUAUAUUCUUUGAAGGUUCAGAUAAUUCUUCUAGAGAAUUUGCUUUGUUUUGCUGCUGAUAUUUUUGAAACUCUUUUUUUCCCCCAAGGGAUUUUAGGGGGGAAUUAGGGGUUCUUAAAAAAAAACCAACCUCAAACCUUUGAUUUUGGGUAUUUUUGUAGCCAUUCCUUUUUCUCUGUAGGUUCAGGGAAAUAUCUACUGCCAGAUGAUACUAGUACUGUGCCUUCCUUUCACUGCCUCUGCUAACAUUUCUAAUCCAGCAUCAUUUCUCCAGACCCAAGGAGAAAGCUGGAAAUUCUGACUUGGCAGCAUUGACUGCAAGGACCUCAAACAGUUCGGCUUUAAAUUACUGCUUUAGAAGGCAGUGCAAAUUGGUGGUUAUUACAUGUACUAACUAACCUGCUUAUCACCAAUAAAUUGUAUCAUCGAGUUUGAACUACAGCAGGAUCACCUCUCUCUCUCUCUCUCUGGUAAUAAUGUAACUUAUAUGUUUUGUUUUGUUCUUAAACAUUAAAAUAUUCAAAAGCUAGAAUGUGAUCUGGUCUUGGAAAUUAGCAUCUCAAUUUUGCCAAUGUGGCUUUUGGUCAAUGGAGGGAAAUAAUCUGGUAUUUGAGGCAAGUGAUUAUGAUGAGGUUGCUCUAGCUCCUUAAUUAGAUCAUAAUGUGCAAGUGGUUGUUCUUUUAAGUGAGGAAAAGAAGUCUGAAACAAAUUACUGGAAAAAAGAAAAUGUCAAGCUAUGCCUUACAAUGAUACUUGAUUGUUCUUAAAAUUCCUUGUGCAUUUUUAGUUGUCUAUAACUUUGACUCUAUAGAAUGAUGUUCCUAAUAAUAGGUCUCUUCCUAGGGGUAAAUUUGCUGAGAGCCAGGUUAGGAUCCAAUCUUGAAAGUGUUCCUGGGCGAACUUAUUUUUCAUCCAAAACAAUAUGAUGCCUAGAAUGGUUCUGUUAAUUUAUUAUCCACAAUAAAUGCUUACAAUGUAAAUGUGUAAGAAAUAUUCAGGGAAAAUGAUAUCCAUUAUAGAAUGGAAGAUGGAGACCCAAGGUGACAAUACUAAGAACCCAGGAGUGUGUUCUUCCUCCUUGUGAUUAACUGCAACUUCCACAACCUACAAAUGCCUUUCAUUACAUAGGUGGCAGAUAUGGUAUAGAUUAGUUUGUUAGCCAAUAGCUAACUUGAAUCUCUUUCCUCAGCUGUUUCUAAGGAGGGGUGGAGAAAAUUAUAUUUCCUUGUCCUUUUCCAAAAGCUCUGGCCAAGUUUCACCAGGUCCCUGAGAGAAGCGUGAGUUUUUCCCACAUGUCCUUGGCAUCUCCUCCCCCCUCCACCAAUUAGGAUAAUGUCCCUUUGUGGUUGCAUCUUUCAUAUGUCUUAAAAUUGAAAUAGUUUGAUUUUAGCAAUUAAACCAUCCUGUGAACCUCUAUAGUACAGAUAUGUCUAUAAUUCAACCACUCAAACAUCUGACACCACACAAAAAGUGAGAUGGCAUUGAUUUUACAAAGGGAGUCCUUUAAAUUUAAACAACUGUCUGGUGAAUGCACUGAUUGUGGCAAGGAUAACUUGGUAUUCUUUCUAGCUAGUCUCCAAUAAGCUUGAGCCUGGGCCUGAGGAAUGAAUAUGAAAAUGUCUUCCAUUAGAAAUGAUAGAUAAUUAUCCCUUAAGAUACAUCUUUCAUUGAACUCCAAAGAGAAAAAAACAAGCCUUUGAAUGGAAAUUCACCCAUACUAUGAUUAUUGGCUACCACAUAAAACAUUUAAAUUCAUAUUGGCUACAUAACCACAAGUACUAAAUAAUUACAUAUUAUGUCAUAAUUAAAUCUAAAGAAAAACAAUUUGAACUUGUUUGAGCUUCCUUGGAUGAAGUGGUGUGCCUGAAUACUCACAAGUAUACCUUGAACUCUUUGGAGGAACAGCAUUCUAGAAAUCAGUUAAGUAAAUCAAGUAAAUUAAUCUGUGAUGGCUGAUGAAAGGAAGAUAUUAUGUUUCCAGGCAUAGAAAAAAUGAAACCAAGUAUAUAGCCAACUAGUUCUAAACAUCUCCCAAAGUGGAAUGACUUCAGCCAUGAUGAACAUGUUAGUAGCUGUGUUCAGGGCUGUUUACCAAAGACAUUUGUGAUGUUAGGAAAGCCACGUAAAAGGAAAAAGUAUUGCAUUAGGAAAAGAUUACCAGAGCAGAGGAAAACCACACUUUGUAAAAAUGGACAUCUGGACAGCGCUUCUAUUAAGUAGUUUGUCAUGAAUAAUUGAUUCCUACCAUCUCUUCUGAAAUACUCUUUAAUUUUAAAGAAAGCCACAGUCCAUUUAAAUUUUUUUCCUAUUUUUCUAACCUUAUUAAAGGAUUUGGAAUAAUGUAUGACAUAUUUGUAAACUUACAUUUCAAUCUCCCAAAAUAUUUUUUUCAAAAAUCCUUAAGAAAUAAGCAUAAAAUGGAGUUAUCUCCCUUGGUUUUACAGCUUCAUUUUGUUACUAGCCACUUGAUGGGCUUCUGUUCAAAGAUGCACAAUGAAAGUCAUUAUAGUCUGUGCAAAAGCGUGUACUAGAUGUAAAUAGUCAUGUUUACCGCUUUUUAAAGAAAUUGCACCUUUUAUCUUUAAAUGGGACUGCCUCCCCCAUUUCCUAUCCCUCACCCCAACCCCUCAACCCCUGUUCCUUGGGAGGUGGGGGGACCAAAGCUCUUAGAAACUUUGACUUCUAUGGUUUGGGAGAGCUUUGCCAUAUAUAAAUAUAUAUAUUUAUCUGUAUGUAUAAAUAUACUUUUUUAAGCAUGGGAGAGAGGAAAAAGGAACUGCAUUAUAAAGUACCCAAUAUACAAAAGAAUAUGCACAAUUCAAUAAGGAUGUAGUUAUAUUCGAUAUUUUCUUUGUCUUGUCUUUUGCAUAACUGUAUGCUCUUAUUUCAUAAUGUGCCUUGCUCCCUGAUUGUGUGAAACUAUAGAGAGAUAUAUUCAGUACUACUGACCAUGUUCUCAUUAUACUGCUGGAUUAAGUUAUUUUACUGAGUCACUCUCUUGCCAAUUAUUGUUAGUAAACUAUUGUAAUGGCUUAGGAUGGUGGUCAUGAGGUCAGUGUAAAUUUUUUUUUUCAUUUACAUGUUUUCAUUAUGUAAGUUUACUGAAACCUUAAUAAAAUAUUGGCUUCAUUCAUACAUGGUUUUUUUCCCCCCCUCAAGCUGUUCUGCAAAUAGUCACAUUUCUCAAUGGCUAAACAACUGGCCUUUCUUUUUAUACCAUGAUUUCAAGUAGGUCGGAUGGUCAUGGAUUUAUUUGGGAAUCUUUUGCUCUCCUCGGGACCCAAUAAGCAUUUCUUAUCCCACUCCCACCCCUCAAGUUGUUUGCCAGUAACCUGUUAAAAAUAAAAUAAACAUAAAUGGACAUCCUGGAA
Molecule: messenger RNA, 10070 nt
Organism: Monodelphis domestica (gray short-tailed opossum)
Lineage: Eukaryota; Metazoa; Chordata; Mammalia; Didelphimorphia; Didelphidae
Gene: RAPH1
Product: Ras association (RalGDS/AF-6) and pleckstrin homology domains 1
Biological process (GO): signal transduction
Cellular component (GO): plasma membrane; cytosol
Source: RefSeq, a predicted model, not a curated record